AUGACCACAAAUUCUCCCAUACAGCGUCUCCCAUAUGACUGCCUCUCCGAAAUCUUUGCUCAUGCCUGCAAGUCUCCUUUCGAUGCAGCCGGCAGCUACCUCAACUGGCCUCAAGAGAUCAUCGCACUGCAUUUGACAGACGUAUGCUCGCACUGGCGCAAUGCCCUAUUUUCCAAUACUGCUUUAUGGUCUACCUUUGAAUACAUCCAUGAGCCGCCGCACAUACAAGCGAGCAUCGACUGCCUCAAUCUCUACCUCACCAGGUCUGGUAAUCACGUCCUGUCGUUCACCAUCCACGGCCAUAAAGACCAGGACUCAGACUACAUUGUUCCUGAUUCCCGACAGCGAAUUCAUGCAAAUCCUUUGCGCUGA
Desarmillaria tabescens is the source of this 372-nucleotide messenger RNA. RefSeq lists its product as uncharacterized. The record is from RefSeq and is a predicted model, not a curated record. NCBI's taxonomy places the organism in Eukaryota, Fungi, Basidiomycota, Agaricomycetes, Agaricales, Physalacriaceae. The coding region runs from base 1 to 372 and encodes 123 amino acids. The transcript has a single exon.